Tachysurus vachellii is the source of this 1035-nucleotide messenger RNA. RefSeq names its product 5-hydroxytryptamine (serotonin) receptor 5A, genome duplicate a (gene htr5aa). Gene Ontology annotation, molecular function: G protein-coupled serotonin receptor activity. The coding region runs from base 1 to 1035 and encodes 344 amino acids. Gene Ontology annotation, cellular component: plasma membrane. The record is from RefSeq and is a predicted model, not a curated record. Gene Ontology annotation, biological process: adenylate cyclase-activating adrenergic receptor signaling pathway. Lineage: Eukaryota; Metazoa; Chordata; Actinopteri; Siluriformes; Bagridae. The transcript has 2 exons.
AUGUCCAAUUCCAGCCUCUCCAUAUCGUCCAAUCACAGCUCACUUUAUGGAAACCUGUACAGACCUGUGACAGUGUUCAGCGUCCUGAUCUUUACCCUGCUAGCCAUGCUGGUUUUGGCCACAUUCAUGUGGAACAUGCUGGUCCUCGUGACCAUCUUAAGGGUCCGCACUUUCCAUCGUGUUCCUCACAAUCUGGUGGCCUCCAUGGCCAUCUCAGAUGUCAUGGUAGCUGGACUGGUGAUGCCCCUGAGCCUCGUCCGGGAGCUGUAUGGCCGACGGUGGAUACUCGGGCGAGCUCUGUGUCAAAUGUGGAUCUCCUUUGAUGUUCUCUGCUGCACGGCCAGUAUCUGGAAUGUUACCGCCAUUGCACUUGAUCGCUACUGGUCCAUCACCCGUCACCUCGAAUACACUCUGAAGAGACGCAAGAGGAUCUCCAACGUGAUGAUCGGAUUAACAUGGAUGCUCUCCUCAAUCAUUUCCUUCUCACCGCAGUUCGGAUGGGGAGAGACAUACUCGGAAGAAGCGAUGGAGUGCCAGGUGAGCCAGGAGCCAUCCUACACCAUCUUCUCCACCUUUGGUGCUUUCUAUUUGCCGCUCAGUGUUGUGCUGUUCGUUUACUGGAAGAUCUAUAAAGCGGCCAAAUUUCGCAUCGGAUCCAAGAAGAACAAUACCGUUACUCCAGCUCCAGAGGCUGUCGAGUCAAAAGAGGCAACUCGGCAGCGUCCUCAGACGGCGUUUACGGUCCGUCGUGCCACUGUAACGUUCCAGACAGACAGCGAGACAUGGCGGGAGCAGAAGGAACGUCGUGCUGCACUGAUGGUCGGAAUCCUGAUCGGAGUUUUCGUCCUCUGCUGGAUUCCAUUCUUCCUGACUGAGCUGAUCACGCCACUCUUCUCAUGGCACAUACCACCCACCUGGAAGAGCGUCUUCCUCUGGCUCGGCUACUCCAACUCGUUCUUUAACCCGCUCAUCUACACGGCCUUUAACAAGAAUUACAACAGCGCCUUCAGGAACCUCUUCAACAAGCAGCGCUAA